CCAGCACAGCACACUGCAAAAGACCAGCCAGUAUUCAACAUGCCGCAGGCUCAGGUGAACACUUUCGGACCCGUGGACUACGUGGUGUUUGCUGGGACUUUGGUUGUCUCUGCCAGCAUAGGUAUAUACCAGGCGUUCACUGGCGGACGUCAGAGAACGACCACCGAAUUUUUGAUGGCCAACAGACAGAUGGGGGCAAUACCCGCAGCCAUGUCUUUGCUGGCCAGUUUCAUGUCCGCCAUAACGUUGCUAGGGACGCCUAAAGAGAUGUACGUAUAUGGAACGCAGUACCUGUGGAUAGCCUUUGGCUACUUAUUGGUCAUCCCCGUGGCCGCGCACAUCUUUCUCCCCAUAUUUUUCCGACUAAAGAUUACCAGCGCAUAUGAGUAUCUCGAAAUGCGUUUCAACAAAGCCGUGCGUGUAGCCGGAUCACUAACGUUCAGCCUGCAGAUGAUUCUUUACAUGGCGAUAGUUCUGUAUGCACCUUCGUUGGCGUUAGAACAAGUGACCGGUUUAAACCGCUGGAUUGCUGUCUGUUCAGUUGGCGUCGUCUGUGUUUUCUACACCAGCAUUGGUGGUAUGAAAGCAGUCAUGUGGACAGAUACAUUCCAAGUUUUCAUGAUGGUAGCCGGAAUGCUUGCUGUAGUCAUUCAGGGAUCCUUGGAAUUAGGGGGAUUUCGGAACGCUUGGGAAAUUAACAUAAAAGGAGGCCGAAUAAACUUCCUUGACUUCAACCCAGAUCCCCGUGAGCGGCACACAGUGUGGACAUGUGUGUUUGGUGGGUUCUUUACCUGGCUGUCUGUGUACGGUGUCAACCAGGCUCAGGUACAGAGAGCUCUCACAGUGGUCGACCUCAAGAGAGCACAGAUAGCCAUGUGGAUAAACGCGCCAGGUUUGAUCGCCAUUCUGAUCAUCAGCGCCAUGUCCGGUAUCCUGAUCUAUGCCCACUACUUCGACUGUGACCCAAUGACAAAUAAAGACAUCACCAACCAGGAUCAGCUGCUGCCGCUGUUCGUGAUGGACAAGCUAGCCUUCGUACCUGGUUUACCUGGCCUCUUUACUGCCUGCCUCUUCAGCGGAGCGCUCAGCACCCUAUCGUCCGGACUGAACAGCCUGGCCACGGUCUGGACACGUGAUCUGUUCCAGGAAUUCUGCUGUAAAGAGAUGCCUGACAGUAGGGCGACUUUUACGUCUAAGAUUAUGUCUGUUGUAUUCGGUUGUAUAGUAAUUGGUUUGACGUUUGUAGCGUCCCAAUUAGGAGGUGUGCUGCAGGCAGCUCUUGCAUUGUUUGGUAUGAUCGGUGGUCCUCUACUAGGAGUUUUCACUCUGGGAGUUCUUUUCCCUUGGGCUAACUGGAAGGGUGCGAUAGCCGGCCUUGUCACCAGUCUUCUCUUCACUUUCUGGAUCGGCAUCGGCGCCCAGAUUUACAAACCCGCCGUCUGGAAAGCACCUGGUGCGAUAACCGGCCUUGUCACCAGUCUUCUCCUCACUUUCUGGAUCGGUAUCGGCGCCCAGAUUUACAAACCUGCCGUCUGGAAAGCGCCUGUAUCCAUCUUAGGUUGUAACGCUGUGAAUGAAACGGUUUCCAAUGUGACAACAGCUGUAAUGAUCAAUGUGACACCUAUGCCCACUGCAGCACCUUAUGAUCCCCCGCUGAAUGGCCUGUAUAACUUGUCGUACCUGUGGUACAGUGGCUUUGGAGUACUGGUGGUUGUGGUGGUUGGUAUGGUUGUCAGCGCUAUUACAGGGUUCACUGACACGACCAUGUUAGACUACAGGCUGAUAUGUCCAAUAUUUGAUGUCAUGUUUUGCUGCUUUCCAAAGUCUUUUCGUCAAGCGCUUCGCUGUGGAGUAGACCAUGAUACGACCAAAUUUCAUUAUUGCUGUGUAUGUAAAGACGUGGACAAAGAAGACAUCUCAGCUGAAGCUAUCACCGCUGCUGAACUUGGUGAAACUAAAGAUGAAGGUUUUGACAAUAAAGCCAUGAAGACGAAGGAGCUGGAAGCCAAUCAGACUAAUGGAAUAAUGAAAAAUGAGAAUGAUUUAGAUUUGAAGAAGGAGACCCAAAUAUAAUCUGAUCAUCAAAGCCGUAGUUAUUUUGGAUAAGAAUUUCACGUGACGUUACAUUUUUUUCAAUCAACAGCUGAUAUUGAAAUUGUUAACCUCCAAUAUUUCUUGAUGAAGAUG
Messenger RNA from Lingula anatina, 2187 nucleotides. RefSeq names its product sodium-coupled monocarboxylate transporter 1-like. Gene Ontology annotation, biological process: sodium ion transport; transmembrane transport. Gene Ontology annotation, molecular function: symporter activity. Lineage: Eukaryota; Metazoa; Brachiopoda; Lingulata; Lingulida; Lingulidae. The record is from RefSeq and is a predicted model, not a curated record. Gene Ontology annotation, cellular component: membrane.